AUGGAGCUUAUCAGUAACAAAUCAAUCUUUAUUUUCCUUUUCUUCUCUUCCAUUCUCUCAUUCUCAACUACUACUUCAGCCACUUCUGAAGUUCCUUCAGAGCUCGACCUUAAAUUCUUUCUACCAGAUUCCCCAUCUCCUUCACCAGCUGUUCAAGCUUCCCACCCUACUUUUUCUUCUUUCAAUAUCACAACAUUUAUCGCCAUGCAUUUCCCAAAGGUUCCAACUUCAUCAAUCCACUCUUCCCUUGAAAAUAUCUGCUCUGUUACUCAAAACCCUAAGAUGUGUGUCACUUUACUUGCUUCACACGUAACUCAGCCUGUAACUCCCCUUACAUCUUUGCAAGCUGUGAUCAAAACCCUUGAUGUUCUUGUUAAGGAUGCUUCCUUUGUUGCAAUGGACGUGCAUAAAGAUCCAUCAACCCCUUUAAAACUGAAGAAGAGUUUGGAGAUGAGCAUGGAACAAUACUGGAGAGCCAGUAAUAGCAUUGGACAUGCUUCGGCUGCAUUUUCUUCUCAUGAUAUUGAAGAAGUGAAAUCUAUGCUUGUUGUUGCUGUUACAAAUUUUGGAUUUGCUGAUGAAGCUUUCUAUAAACAUGGCUUAAAAAAAUCACCCAUGAAUGAUAUUAAUGAGUUUUUGAUCCAGUUUGCUGAAUUUGGCAUCGAUAUUUCUUCAAAUUUGACGAAGAAUUAUUAA
Messenger RNA from Manihot esculenta (cassava), 696 nucleotides. RefSeq lists its product as uncharacterized. Lineage: Eukaryota; Viridiplantae; Streptophyta; Magnoliopsida; Malpighiales; Euphorbiaceae. The record is from RefSeq and is a predicted model, not a curated record. The transcript has a single exon. The coding region runs from base 1 to 696 and encodes 231 amino acids. Gene Ontology annotation, molecular function: enzyme inhibitor activity.